UGCAGUCUUUCCCAAAUCCCACAAAUUUUUCUCAAAAUAGCCAAGAUUGAACAGUGAACCUCUCUAGAAUUUGUUUCCAUAGCCUCAUUCUUGCUAUUUUUUUGCAAAAAUGGCCAAGUUCAGUGAGAAUCCAAAAUCUUGGAUGGAAGUUGCUGUUCCUGCGGUUCUAAUUUCACCCUAUAGGAUUUCAGUUUCUCCUCAGCUAGAGACAAUAUUUGAAGAAGAGGAUUUUGAGGAUUCUGAUUUGUAUGAGCUUUCUUCUACGACACAGAAUUGUGUUUUGUUUCCCAAAGUUUUGAGUUUUCUGAAAUUGAAAUAAUUAGGAAUAGUAAUAUCUAAUGUAACUUUUUGUUCAUCCCUUUUCUUUUUUCACUUAAAGGGUGAUGAAGGUUCUCUAUAUAUCUGUUUCUUUUUUUCUCUAAUCAAGUUUAAGGGUGUGGUUAUAUGUUAAAAAUGGGCUGUUGUGUAUGAUACUUUGGGGUUGGAUUUAAGCAGAAAAUCUGAAAUUUAAGCUUGAUUACACACGAA
Nicotiana attenuata is the source of this 528-nucleotide messenger RNA. RefSeq lists its product as uncharacterized. The transcript has a single exon. The record is from RefSeq and is a predicted model, not a curated record. NCBI's taxonomy places the organism in Eukaryota, Viridiplantae, Streptophyta, Magnoliopsida, Solanales, Solanaceae. The coding region runs from base 110 to 319 and encodes 69 amino acids.